UCUCCGCCGUGAUUGGUGGAGCGCUGCCGCAUGGUUUGCCUCGCGACGGUUCACCAAGGCUCGUGACGUUCCUUGGCUUUUUGGAGCAACUAAAACAAAAGACAACAUUUUGGACUUGUUUUCUUUCUUUGUACUCGCUUUAGACGCGACGCCGCCGCCAUGGACGCCCACGGAGCUACGUCGCCGUCCGGUUCCGAGUCCGCGGUCCAUGACGACGAGGAUGAAGAAAGACAUGCAUCUCAUGUUCACUGCUAACUUCAAAGUCAGCAUCUCAUUACCUCGCCGUCACGAUUUCCCAGACAGAUUUUCAAAUGAAAAUGGAGAAUUUGCCCCUUUCAGGCCCGGACAACACCCGGCUGGAGGCCUUGGUCCAUGACGUUUACUCGGAGCUGGUGGAAGACGCCUGUUUGGGCCUUUGUUUCGAGGUGCAUCGAGCUGUGAAACAUGGAUAUUUCUUCCUGGAUGAAACCGAUCCGGAAAGCACAAAGGAAUUUGAAAUUGUGGAUCAGCCGGGCCUGGAUAUCUUCGGCCAAGUGUACAACCAGUGGAAAAACAAAGAGUGCGAGUGUCCCAACUGCAAGCGACUUAUCGCCGCCUCUCGCUUCGCCCCCCACCUGGAGAAAUGUCUGGGCAUGGGCCGUAACAGCAGCCGCAUCGCCAGCCGCAGGUCGGCCCGGAACGAAACGCUGGCCAGCAGCAACAACACCAACAACAACGUCAGCAAGUCCGAGAGCGACCAGGAGGACAACGACGACCUCAACGAUAACGACUGGUCUUACGGCGCCGAGAAGAAAUCCAAGAAGAGGAAGUCCGAUAAGAAUCAAAACUCACCUCGCCGAUCCAAAUCCCUGAAGCAUAAGAAUGGUGAGCUCGGGACCGGAGCAGGCUCAGAAGCUUUCAAGUACAACUACAAUGCCGGUAUCAGUUACGAAAGCCUGGCGCCCGAGGAAGUGAGAUCGCUGUUGACCACGCAAUGUGGAGUGAUAUCUGAACACACCAAGAAAAUGUGCACCAGGUCUCAGAGAUGUCCCCAACACACGGACGAGCAGAGGAGGGCCGUCAGGGUGUUCCUCCUGGGGCCUUCUGCGUCGUCUCUGCCCGAUGGCACGGUGGAGAGUGAGACCUUUGACCUCCCUGACAGCAGCCAGAGCGUCAUCAGCCGCCUCCAGUGGGAAGACUCCCCCGAUACUUCCCCCACUGACUCCGCCUCCUCCCGAGCCAGCACAAACCAUUCGGACCCUCGCAGGCCCAAGAGGAAGAAGCGAAGCUCUCUGGCUCUGACAAGUGCAGGGGGAGCUGACGCAGGAAGUGGAAGCUCUCAGAGUAACAGCAGCUUGCCCAGCAAAAAAAAGAGACCCAAACUCUCCGCACCUUCAAUCUCCAGCGUCUUCGACGACUUAAACUAGCAAGGACUUUGGACAGAAGACGAUGCGUUCAGGUGACAAUUGUUUUCCCCUCGUUUUGGGCACAGCUGGUGAGUUCUGCACACACCAUCAUGUCAUUUCACUGCUGGUUUUUAUGUGGCAUUUCCACAUCCUUCAAUGUGACCACUUUGUAAAGUCUCUUUUUAUACACUUGGUGUCAAAGACCAUGGCUACUGAUGGUCACAUGUGACAUGUUCUUUUUGCACAUUUCAUCUUAGUGUUGGUGCACUGUCGACCAACACAAUUAACUGGAUAAAGCACACAAUGAUCCCAUUUGGAAUAUAGUUGUAUAUAUUUUUAUAGUCCAGUGCAGUUUUGUAAAGUGCCAUUGUAGUGAAUGGUGGUCAAAGUAGUGAUGUUUGGAAAUAAACCAAGACCGGGAGUACACAUUUUUAAAAUUAUUUUAAUUGGAGAUGUCACUAAAGUUCAGGACUCCUCCAAAUCUUAUUUAAAUAAUAUUUUAAGUGCUAGAUGCAGCUUCAUUGGAUUCAUUCCUUCUUUUGGUUUAUUUACAGCAAAUACACAAUGUACACACAAGUGAUGACACAAAGGAAACUAACAAACAAAUUGCACAAGUGAGCAGGCCUCUGCUUUAGUUCUCAUUAGGGCUGAGCGAUAAAACCAUCUAUCGCCAUUGACAUGUAAUAUCAAAAAAAAGUUUUCUUCGGAAAAAAAGUUGCAAAGCAAGGUUGGUUGCGUGAACAAAGGCACCUGCUCUUUUGAAACCAGGCAACACACUUAACAGCCAAUUAGAUAACAGGAUCAAAUAUCAGUUUGGUGGUGCCAUCUUGUUUUCUUUGCAUGGAGUACGAAGAGAAAGUAAAAAUCAAAAAUAUUGUUCAUAAAACAGGAAAAGUCGGCUCAACAAUAUGGCAGGUUUUUUUUUAGGAACCGUAGUCAGACCAAUGUGGUCUGUGAAUGAUGCAAGGCGCUGAUCCCCACCAAGACCGUUAAUGCCACACCCCCUUAGCCGCCCACACCUUUUAGAGCACAGCAAGCAUUAAACCUGUGGAAAAUAGUUCUUAUCAGGUUUCUCUGUGUUUACAUUUUCACACUUUGCACUAUUUUGUUACACUUUAUUAAGCAUUUCUUACAUACUCCUUAUUUUUGCACCUUCAUUUUAAGAGCUUAUUGUUUUAAUGUGAUUUUAAUAUUUUGUUCACAUUGAGUGUUGUGUUGACAUUUCCUUUCUGCCUUGAUAGCUGAGGGGUUACGCUUUAAAUAAAAAUGUUUACAUUUUA
Messenger RNA from Nerophis ophidion (straightnose pipefish), 2665 nucleotides. It is a transcript of the gene atxn7l3a, whose product is annotated as ataxin 7 like 3a. Gene Ontology annotation, cellular component: SAGA complex; DUBm complex. The transcript has 14 exons. Bases 312 to 1406 code for a protein of 364 amino acids. Gene Ontology annotation, biological process: regulation of transcription by RNA polymerase II; positive regulation of DNA-templated transcription. Lineage: Eukaryota; Metazoa; Chordata; Actinopteri; Syngnathiformes; Syngnathidae. The record is from RefSeq and is a predicted model, not a curated record. Gene Ontology annotation, molecular function: transcription coactivator activity.